UAGAUUUCUCUUGGCAAAGCGCGUUAAGACGCGUUUUUUUUAUAAACAGUGGCGGACGCGUCUGACAAACGUUUUAAGAAAAAACCGCGUUCAGACGCGUCUUUUUUAACAAAAAUUCCAGACGCGUCUUGGAGACUUCUUUUGGUAAAGCGCGUUAAAACGCGUUUUUUUUAAUAAAAAGUGCUAGACGCGUCUAAACGCAUCUCGGUACGACGCGUUCAGACGCGUCUGACCAUUUAAUUCUGAAAAAAACGCGUUUAGACGCGUCUUUUUCAAAAUAAACGCGUCAAAACGCGUCUUUUCAGACGCAAUGACUUUACAUGGGCGUCACAAACAAAGAUUUUACUAAAAGUAAAAAAGAAAGGGGAAAAUUUGAUUUUUUGCCUUGGCACAGGAAACGAAAUGAGACUAUUCGACUUUCUCUAUUUGGAUAUAACAGAAAAAUCAUGUUGCUUCAACAUAAACCAGAUCUAAAGUCAUGAUAUGUAAUUUGGAUCAAAUCACACAAAUUUUCCUAAGUGUCUCAAAAUUGCGGUUAGAAAAUGAUGAUUUGGAGCAAAAUCGCUGAAAGAAAAAUAAUCUCCUGUGAUCGCUUGAGCCUAUGAAGAGUUAUAAAUAUAGCCAGCUUUUCAAGAACUACAAAAUGGCCGUUUUCUCUUUUUUCAUAUCGCAAAAAAUAAGAGACUGAAACUGAAAAACCUGUUUUUUCGGUUUGAAAGUAAUCGAUAUUGAAGCUUUCCCGCCGCUAUUUUCUUUAUAUUUUUUUAUUCUUAUAGUAUAUAAAGAAAUGCUCAAUAUGUUUGGUGUAGAGAACUGAAUGAGGCUUCUUUUAAAAAAAGAUUGAGACUUGUCGAUUAACCUUGAUCAAGAUAUUGAGAAAAUACUGAAUGACACAGGACUUCUGGGCCACCCUUUAUAUUAUUUUUAAUACUUAUUUUUAUUAGAGCAUACGGAAGUUUGCAAAGUCCAGUGGACUAUUUACUCAAUCUGUUGGAAUACGUACGUAUAUAUCCGUUUUCAAAUCAAAUAAUCAAUUUUACCGCAUUAUGAAGGUUUUUUCUUUUCUACGAAAGGAAAACGAAGGAUACACUAGAAAUUUUCCUGGUUUUCUCACAAGUUAACUAAUUAAAGUAGCCUUAAUUAAAAAGGCACCCUUUCUCCAAUUUUUAACGAAUGUAAAGUAGUCGAUCCGGACUUUAAGAUAGACUAUUUUUCCGAAAAGGAUACUGCCUAGUUUUUGAGUUAUCUGAUGAUUCUUUGACAAAAACAAAGUACUUUUUUCUUAUCGAAGAAAAUAUUAUACACACACAUAUAUGUUACGGGCAAAACUGGAAUUCUAGUUUUGACUAGAGAAAUAUUGGUCAGAACUGGAAUCUUGGCAAAUCUGAGAUAUUACAAGAGUGAAAUGCAAUAGUUAUUUAAAAUUGAUAAUCAUGCUUUUUAUAUAAUAUCAUAUUGAUAUAUCAUGCAAUCAACUGUUAUUUAAAUUUUUAUAAUCAUGUAAACUUAUUAAUUAUUAAAAGAACACAGCCAAAUGCGUUAACUAACGCAUAAACUUUUCAUAAACUUUUCUAUAUUCCGAGUGUUUAAUUCUUAUAUGUAAUUGUUCUCGUCUGAUUAGAUUUAGAUGCUAUAUUCGAUCAUCUUGUGAACAUUUUAUCAUUAAUUCCUCGCCCGCCGUUACUGUUGGAUGAGAUUAUAUAAAUAAGUUGUAUUUGGCGAUAAUCAGCAACCAUGUUAACUGGCAACUGUUUUGUAAAGAGUAUUAUAAAGAAUCUUAUCCUUCUGCUUAAAGAUUAUUACUUUCUUUUUUGAAUAUUUUCUACUUCGUUAAUUAUUAAAGUAUUAUCGACAAGUUUCUGUUCAGCUUUAAAGGUAAUUAAGUUUUAAUUAUUCUUUUAAAUAAUUAGGAUGUCAGCUGUUGCUUCAUCAUCUGUUACUACCUUGUCUUCUACAGACACUUCAUCUCUUCCUUGCGCACCCGGUAUAACUGCUGGUUCUGAAAAAGGAUUUUUUGAUGACGUUGAAAAAUAUGAUGCUUCAUCACAAGAAAAGUAUCGAGAGAAAACAUUCAUAAGAAAAGAAACAUAUGAUAAAAUACUCAAAAGUUUACUAUUAGAGAAAGGUACAUCUUCGGAAUCAGUUCCUACAAAGUUUGUAUUUUGGGCAAGGAAAAACUUUAUAAUUCAGAAAAUUGCUGGGACUGAUAUUGUUUGUUGUUCGAAAAAUAAAAAACCGCUGUGUAUUUACGAAUGAUUUUUUAAUGUAAUGAAAGAAUGUCACUUAAAUGUAUCAUAUGGUGGUAGAACUAAAACUCUAAACGAAAUUAAUUCGCAUUAUUCAUCGGUACCUAGAGCUGUUGUAGAAAUAUUCUUAAGGCAUUGUCUCCUAUGUCAACUUCGAAAACCAUUAAAACAACCAGUUGUUUCGAAACCUAUCAUAGCAUUAGGUGUUAUGACACGUCUACAAAUUGAUUUAAUAGAUAUGAGAACAAGACCUGAUGUUGUUUCUGCAGACGUUGUUUACUGUUGGAUAUUACAUUGUAUUGAUCAUUUUUCAAAAUUCACUUGGGCUUAUCCAUUAGAAAAUAAAUCAGCCAAAGAAGUAGUUGUAAAACUUCGUCAAUUAUUUUUUACUUUUGGUCCCCCACGUUUAUUACAUUCAAAUAAUGGAUCAGAAUUCGUUGCUAAGGUUAUUUUAGUACUAAAAACAGUUUUUCCUAAUUUGUGCUUUAUUCGUGGUCGUCCACGUCAUCCACAAUCGCAAGGAUGCAAAAAAAGGGCGAAUUGCGUCUUAAGUUUAUCGUUAGGAAAAUGGUUACAAACAAAUAACAUAACACAUUCGUCAGAAGGUUUAUUGCCUGUAGUGAUUCCGAAUUUUGAAAAUCUUGUAAAAGAUCAAGAUAUUGUUGAUGAAGAACAUUUACCUUCACCGAUUGAAAGUAUUCAGGAUAAUGAUGUUGAUAAAGAAAUUUCUGUUAGUACAUCUAAGACAAUUGAUAAUAUAAUUGAUAAUAUUGAUCAUCAAGAAUCUCUUCAUAAUUCAAAUGUAACAUGUUUACCUAGUCCUAUAAAUGCUAUCAUCUCUCAAUCUACUUCUCAAUGCCUUCUUGAUUUAUCACCAUCUACUCUGCAUGUUUCACUUCAACAACCGUUGAUUGUUGAUGAUAACCCAGUAACAAAAUUAAUAUCUUUUGAUUCGUCUCCAUCUCCUUAA
Messenger RNA from Didymodactylos carnosus, 3216 nucleotides. NCBI's taxonomy places the organism in Eukaryota, Metazoa, Rotifera, Eurotatoria, Philodinida, Philodinidae. The record is from the annotation of a GenBank genome assembly.